CGGCGGUUGGGUUUACACAACAUUGUGGUAGAAUCAAUAAUUUUGUUUGUUGAUUCGAAAUCUAAACCCUUGUUCAAUUUAAUUGCAAGAACUCUCGCCUCAAACAAGCAAUGGUCGGUAAAAAGAGAGGUGUGCCUCUGGCUUCUCAUACGCGUGCAGUCGAGGGAGCACGAAGACUAUUUCCAGGAAGCCCUUGUUUUCUGUAUGGUUGAAGAAGUAUCAUCUUGUAUAGCCCUGUUACGUUUGUUUGCCCGUCGAAAUCCAAAACUUGAUCAAGAAGAAGACUCUCACUGGUAAACUGAUGAUUGGUUGGACUAAUCGGACUGAGCUCGAGACUACAUACAAGGCCAACAAAGGCAAGCAAUAUUUUUCGAUCAGGCCUUUGGUGGACUAUAAGAAGUUCAAAUUGGGGGUCGGGGACGGACUUGUGUUUGUGAUGCAGGAUCUUAACGAGAAUCGGCUGCUUUUAAAAGUUUGCGGUAUAGAAAAUGUGAAGCGAAAGAGUCAAGGCCCAUUCUGCGAGUGUUGGGCACAUUCUGGAAAAGGGCAUUCGGAAGAGAGGAAAUACUGAGUUUCCGGCGAAGGUACUUUUGGUGUGAAGGUGAAAGAAGAACCAGGGUCCUACUCCUACUGGCUGAGAUAUAGCCGUGAUGUCAGUGUCGUCGGCCGCCAUGAAGACAACCCCAUCAUCCUAGAUUGAAGUUAUGUUAAUUAAUCUGUAUGAGAAUAUGAAGUUUCUCAAAAGCAUUAGACAACUAAGAAGAAGCGUGUUCGCUAAUUGCAUGUUGGCAUGGGCGGCAUUGGAAAUACGACUAUCCAGAUGACGGAGUGAAAAAACGUCCUUGUGAGAUAUGGAGGAUAUUGGAAUGAUGUCUUAUAUUGUGGUGGAGGUGCUACAUUUGCUUAUGUUCAGACAAAUAACAUAAGCAUUUCGGAGUUAAGGCAAAAUAUCAAUUACUACUUGAUGGCAAAUUUAUUGAGUACCGUCUAGAAUUUAUACUAUCUAUCGAGAUCUCGAAGUGGCAGGAUCAUCCGAUCUCUUUUAAGUACUGAUGACCAACUUUCUCGACUUUGUGCUUUUGAGGUCGAGCCAGAGGUUUAUGUGACUCAUGAUGGUGGCACUUCCCAAUCGGAGCAAGAAGUUUAUCAACCUUCGAUCGAGAUACCGUAUGCAUCUACUUAUGAGCACCCUCUUCAGCCCACUUCAUUCGAGGAGCCCAUCUCAAACCACAUGAGAGGUUUUGAUUGGUUUGCUGAUAAUAAUGAUGAUGAAGAGUAUGUUCCAUCAACAGAGUCUGAUGAUGAAGAGGAUGAGAAUGAUGAAGAAGUAAAGGAGCGUGAGUCUGUCCGAGUUGAUUAUGGCACAUUUGUUGAGCAUAUUGCUUGGAUUCGUCUGGAGGGAGGAAUCGGGCAGCUUAUGUCCAUGAUAAUGCAGACAAACCCGCGAGGGCUUGAAGAAGAGUUGGGACCCGAACAAACUGCGGAAAUGAGCAAUUAGCUAGUUCCGGUGGUUCCGAAGGAUUUUUCAGUCAAUUUAUUUACAGGUAAACUUGACAACAUACCAGAUCCCGACGGCUUGAGCGAAGGUUCUAUCUUCGAAAGCAAAGAGGAGCUGAAAUUAGCGGUGGGGUUGUGGCAUUUGCAACGUCGUGCAAAAUUUGUCAUUCCUCGAUCGGACUUGGAUAGGAUUACGUUCAAAUGCAGAUAUCGGACUCAAUGCCCAUUUCUGUUGCAAGCUACUCAGCAUGGUGACUUUUGGAUGGUUCGAAAGUUUGGGCCUGCCCAUACAUGCACUGACAACCUCGUAAAUACUGGAGUGAGGAAGGUACCAGCUCGUGUAAUCGCAGCAUAUAUAGCAAAGAAAAUGCGCGAGGAUGGGGACAUAGUGCAGCCGAGGUCCAUUGUUGUUGAUCUGCAGAGAGAAUACGAUGUUCAAACCAGUUAUAAUGUGGCGAUCUGAGCCCGUAAUAUGGCGGUAGAGAUGAUAUACGGCGGACACGAAGAAUCUUAUGGAUUGUUACCAGGCUAUCUUCACAUGUUGCGGAUGUGCAAUCCGGGAUCGUUGACCGACUUGGAAGUUGAUGAGAAUGAUCGGUUGAAGCAUCUCUUCGUAGCACUUGGUUCUUGCAGAGUCGCGUACACUAUGUGCAUGAGGCCAAUAAUUGUUGUUGACGGCACACACUUGAAGGGCCGCAAUAAAGGUGUUUUGUUUGUUGCCGUCACAAAGGACGGCAACGAACAAAUGUUUCCGAUGGCUUUUGGGAUUGGUCCAAUCGAGAAUGAUGAAUCGUGGAAGUGGUUUUUGUAUCAGUUGAAGAUGGCUUAUGGUCAGAAUUCUGAGACGUUGAUUGUUUCCGAUGCCCAUAUUAGUAUACAGAAUGUGGUUAAGGAAGUUUAUCCACACGCUGCACACGGCUUAUGCUACUACCAUUUGUUGAAUAAAAUUACUCGGUAUGGCAAGGCAGCCGUUGCUUUCUACCAAAAGGCGGCUUAUGCAUAUCGAGAGAGUGAUUUUGACAAGGCAAUGGCAAGCUUAAAGGCAUUAAACAAAGACGGGGGAGCAUAUACCAAACUUAUGCAGGUUGCUCCUGAGAGAUGGGCUAGAUCUAAGUGUCCUGCUCGUCGUUAUAGUUUUCUAACCUCAAAUGUUGCUGAAUCUUUCAAUUCUCGAUUACUGUGGGCAAGACGUCUACCUAUAUGCUCUAUGGUUGAGGCGAUCUGUCAUAUCAUAGAAAAAUGGUUUGAUGAAAGACAGGAAGCUGCAAAGACGUUUUCUGCAGAUGUUACACCAGAGGCUCUACGAAAGCUGACUGCUGAAUUGGAGAGGUCGCGGAGAUAUGAGGUGGUUGCCAUGUCUCCAUCUACUUUCAAAGUAAAAUAUUCAAACAUGUCAUUCAAAGUGAAUGUACAAACGCAGUCAUGUACGUGCUUCGAAUGGGACAUGAACCUGCUACCGUGCUCGCAUGCUGUUGCAGCUAUAAGGCAUUUAGGCGAUGACUUAUAUAAGCAUGUUGGAGACUAUUAUCAAUCAGCAAAGCUACGAGAGGCAUACUCGUAUCGGGUAAACUCUGUCCCGCCACAUGCUUCAUGGAUAGUCCCUACAGAUGUUGCAAGUAUUUAUGUUUUACCUCCACUAUGGAAGCGAUAGUCUGGUCGGCCAAAAGAAACGCGACAUUAGGGACCCACUGAGAAAGGUUCACAAAAGCAUAAGACGACACCAGGCAAUGCGGCAUCCACAAGCAAAUC
Molecule: messenger RNA, 3246 nt
Organism: Salvia miltiorrhiza (redroot sage)
Lineage: Eukaryota; Viridiplantae; Streptophyta; Magnoliopsida; Lamiales; Lamiaceae
Exons: 5
Coding region: 1970-3148 (392 amino acids)
Molecular function (GO): zinc ion binding
Source: RefSeq, a predicted model, not a curated record